Messenger RNA from Limulus polyphemus (Atlantic horseshoe crab), 622 nucleotides. Its product is annotated as gamma-aminobutyric acid receptor subunit beta-like. Gene Ontology annotation, molecular function: neurotransmitter receptor activity; transmembrane signaling receptor activity; monoatomic ion channel activity. The record is from RefSeq and is a predicted model, not a curated record. NCBI's taxonomy places the organism in Eukaryota, Metazoa, Arthropoda, Merostomata, Xiphosura, Limulidae. Bases 81 to 539 code for a protein of 152 amino acids. Gene Ontology annotation, cellular component: neuron projection; synapse; membrane. Gene Ontology annotation, biological process: chemical synaptic transmission; regulation of membrane potential; nervous system process. The transcript has 2 exons.
ACAAACAAAGCUGCAAGGAAGUGGUUCUGACUACAGGAAACUACUCCCGACUGGCGCUGGAAAUCCAGUUUGUUCGCAGUAUGGGCUACUACCUGAUUCAGAUCUACAUCCCAGCUAGUCUCAUUGUGGUCAUCUCGUGGGUCUCCUUCUGGCUUCACAGGAAUGCCACUCCCGCCCGCGUGGCCCUCGGAGUGACCACCGUCCUCACGAUGACCACACUGAUGUCCAGCACGAACGCAGCUCUGCCUAAGAUAUCCUACGUAAAGAGUAUCGACGUUUUCUUGGGGACUUGUUUCGUGAUGGUCUUUGCCUCCCUGCUAGAGUACGCCACAGUCGGCUAUUUAUCAAAGCGCAUCACCAUGAGGAAGAACCGGAACCAACAGAUCGUCAAGGCAGCAGAACAUCAUCGCCAAAUGUGCGCUGCCGCCGCCGCCGCUGCCGCCGAAGGAGGUGGGAGAAGAAGUAGUGGAGGCCCAGAGCCAGUAAUGGUCCCGCUUAAUGCCGAAGUACCAAUGGUUAGAACUGCAGUAAGUAGAUAAUUGUUCCGAAUAGAUAUAGUCAGUCCAAUAGAAUAUGUCCAAUAUGUAAAGUGUUUGCCAGUAUCACAUAGUUUAGUUGUGUG